Sabethes cyaneus is the source of this 3067-nucleotide messenger RNA. It is a transcript of the gene casp, whose product is annotated as FAS-associated factor 1. Gene Ontology annotation, cellular component: endoplasmic reticulum; nucleus. Lineage: Eukaryota; Metazoa; Arthropoda; Insecta; Diptera; Culicidae. Bases 293 to 2542 code for a protein of 749 amino acids. The record is from RefSeq and is a predicted model, not a curated record. The transcript has 14 exons. Gene Ontology annotation, molecular function: ubiquitin binding.
GGACUAUCAUCAGGGAAGUUCGUUUCGUUCGAAGUGGUAAUAGCAUAAGCAUAGCGAAGAAAGGAAAACUUUGAGCAUAGGAAGCAACGAAAAGCGUAGUUUUUCGAUUUAUUUUCCAGACGUAAUUAGCCUUCGAAAGUGGAGUAAAAUCAGAGACAAAAUUCGAUGAGAACGCGAAAUUGAAGGUUCUGUCAUAGUGCAGCACAGUUUAGACGUCGUCGGUCUGGUGUUCUAUAUCGUUUGAAGAAAGAAGAAAUUUAGUUUUCACUGGCUUCGCUGAACAAAGUACACAAUGUCCGAGAAUCGGGAAGAAAUACUGGCCAAUUUUCAGAGUAUUACCGCAAUUGAGGACGUUGCUGAAGCAAUCUAUCACUUGGAAGAAAGUAAUUGGGAUCUCUUGGUUGCUGUGCAUCGAGUAUUUCCGCAGGAUCCACAAGACCAACGCACAUCUGCUGGUGGCAAUGGAGGAGGCGGUGGUGGUGGUGGUGGCGGCGGCGGCGGCAGUAGCUCCUCGCUGAUUAACUUCAGUAGUGACAGCGGAGCCACGGGAUCAGCUUUUGCUAGCUAUUCGAAUAACUUGAAUAACCUGGAAGCGAUGGCAAAUGUGGAGGAACUUAUGACAGCACCCUCGUCCCCCGUCAAGAAUGCCCUUGGUCCUGGAAGCAGUGACGCUUCAAGUAAUAAUCGUAGUCUAGAUGCUGACUUUUCUUUUGAUGAUUCGUUUGGAUUUAUUGAACCAGGAGCAUCUUCUUCGCGAUCAAGCAGCAACAACGAUUUUCGCAGUGCACUGAAUUAUUUAGAUACCAAACCGCAUGAAGUGGUAUUCAGGAUCCACUUUAACAACGACUUGCACGUAAUCAGCAUAUCGAAUCACGCCACGGUUGGGGAAUUAAAAGCCAAGAUUUGCGAAAAAACUGGCGUAGCAGUUUGUCGGCAAGCACUGAAGGGAUGGGAACAGGGCAAGCAGAAGGGUGUACAAAAUUCCACAACGGUGCUCAAAUCGCUCAAUAUAGGCAAGGAAGUUAAUCUCAUCUUGACAGAUAUGACCGUUGAAGGCUUCGUUGGAGAAUCCAGUGACCCACUAUCCUCGCAGAACAAGCAGAUUUACACACUGCACAUUAACGUUCAGCCGGAGGCCGGUUUGUUGGUGCUCAAAUUUCCUGGGCAGCAGAAUAUUCUGUCCAUCAAAACGGAUGUUUACACCAUCACGGACAUUCCGGUACGGCACCAGGUGUGGUCUGGCUGGCCCAAUAACGUAACCAACACCACGACUUUAGCCGAAUCCGGCGUUGAAAGGGAACAUAAUUUGGUACUGAAACGAGCCGACCAGGAGGGGUCGGUAAAGAUUACGAACAACAACACUGCAGCUAAUACGGCUAGUACUAGUACUAGUAGUAGCAGUAGAAAUGUUUUCAAUAAUAGUGACAGCAUGCCCAUCAUUAUUGAUUCCGAGAGCAGCGGUGAGGAGUUCGAGGAUGCUUCUGACUUUAACAAUGACGACGAUAUUUUCACAGAGACGCCCAUCAACAGCCACUUAAAGCAUUUGAUUCCUGACAAUGUAGAUGACGAAACGAUCGGGAGCAUACAGUUUGUGGAAAACUUUGUAGAACGGUACGGUCCGCAGCAUCCGAUGUUUUUCCAAGGAAGUUUGGAAGAUGCACUGAGGGAAGCAUGCCGCCCGUCGGCUCGAGAUCGCAAAUUGAUGGCGAUCUAUCUGCACCAUGAUGGCAGCGUACUGACGAAUGUAUUCUGUGGCCAGUUGCUUGCCUGUGAAAGCAUAAUUCAAAUGUUUUUAGAUCAUUUUGUUCUGUAUGGUUGGGAUCUGACAUUCGAAAGCAAUAAGAAUAUGUUUUUAUCGUCUAUAUCGGCAUGUGUUGGAAUGACUGCCUCGAUAACAGUCCGGAACAUUCCAACUGAUAGAUUACCAGCCAUUCUUGUGAUAGCAAAAAAUCGCAGUCAAUGCGAGGUUUUUCAGGUUAUUUAUGGCAAUGUCAGCGUUGAUGAUUUACUAUCACAGUUGAUGGAAGCUGCGGAUAUGUAUAGUGAACAGCUGAAGAUCGAGCUACGCGAAGAAAAUGAACGCCUAGCCCGGGAACAGGUUAAAUUGGAGCAAGACGCUGCCUAUCGCGAAAGCUUGGAAGCAGAUCGGGCGAAACAAGAGGCAAAACGUCAGAAAGAGUUGAUGAUGCAAACCGAACGGCGUCGGCUGGAAUCCGAGCGAGCGGAUGCAGAAGCAAAACGAGAGCUAAUUCGUGUCAAUGCCAGAAUCACCGUCCCCCCGGAGCCUGACCAGAUAGCUGGGGAAAAUAUAACCAAAAUUAGAAUUAGACCACCGACGGGCCCGAUGCUGGAAAGGCGAUUCACGACCGAUACUUCUCUGCAAAUACUACUGAACUUCAUCACAGGGGAAGGGUUCCUGAUCGACGAGUACAAGGUGAUUUCGAGUUGGCCACGAAGAGAUCUCACGGCUUUGGACUAUAAGGAAACUUUGAAAGCACUCAAAUUGUAUCCACAGGAAACGUUAAUUUUAGAAGAGCGAUGAUUGCAUCACUGAAGAUUGCAUUAUCAAGAAGGCCGUAACCUACCCUCAAAACCUGUCACUGUUUCCGACCCAUAAUGUACUAUCAAGUGACAUAAAAUAAUAGGUUAGCAUCGGAUUAUAUUUUCCUCUCAACAAUCAGUCGAAAAAUAGAAAAUUUUCGUCUCAAAAUUUGUUGUGUCAUCUCUGUUUUGUUGUUCUGAACCUACACAAAAAUUACAUAUUAAAAUGAUAGCGAUUAUGAAAUUUUCUUCUUAAAAUUGAUAACAUAUUUAUUCAGAAACGUUUGGCUCUAUUUUUGAAUUAUAAUUUUGCACUGGCAGUUUCUCUUCUUUGCAAUUGGUUUGUAUUAAUCAGCAGAAGGGGCAUAACUUCCGUUACUGAAAUGCAGAACAGACUUCAAGCCUAAAAUAUAACGCUUAACUUGAAGAAGAGCAGACAUCAGAUGAAACAGCAGUGGAAAAUUUGUACAGAAAAAUUAAAGUAAACAACUGAAUAAGCCAAUCGGGCAGUGCAGAGAAUAAACAG